Chlamydomonas reinhardtii is the source of this 2434-nucleotide messenger RNA. RefSeq lists its product as uncharacterized. Bases 311 to 1615 code for a protein of 434 amino acids. The record is from RefSeq and is a predicted model, not a curated record. Gene Ontology annotation, cellular component: cytoplasm. Lineage: Eukaryota; Viridiplantae; Chlorophyta; Chlorophyceae; Chlamydomonadales; Chlamydomonadaceae. The transcript has 11 exons.
GCUACAGUUUUCUUGAAAGUAGAGCGAAGCCUUCCGUUGCGGCGCGAAACUGUUCAACGGAAGGUCGCCGCCGGCACACCCGGCCGUUUGACUGCUUACACAUCGAGAGGAGCCCACAUACAAUUUACAAGUACUAGGAAUGGCCCGCGUGGUGCCUUUUGACGCGCCACCGGAGACCGAUGACCAGCCAAGCACAAGUGGGAAAGAGUACUUGUGCUACUUCCUACAUCGACUAUUAGACUUUAGGCGACCGGAGUUUGAAAGCGUCGCGGAGCUCGCUGGUUGCACGCAAGACCAGCUGCGAUGGCGGAUGCCAGCGGGCGACUUGGAGCACUCCCCCUUUUGGUAUGUGACGCUGCCAUCUGAGGAGACCGCCAAGAGCAUUGGGCAGCGCGCCCUCUUAACAAAGAUGAUGGUAGAGGUGUGGGGCGAGGGCAGCACGUGGGAGGAGCUGGAGGCGGCGCUGCAGGCGUACCCGGCGGAGGCCAUGGCUCCCUGGGUGGGCCCCGAGCACACGUUCAAGGUGGUGGUUGACGCGUUUGGAUCCAAACUGACGAUGGACGACCAGUUGGAUCUCAUCGAGAAGCUGGAGUUCCUUCCCUUCAAGGGCAAGGUGCGGCUGCGCAAUCCGGAGCUGACCUUUGUGCUGCUGGUGGUAGACUGCGAGUGGAACGACUCGCUGGUGGACGUGGCACUGCCGCGGAGGUACUACUUCGGGAGGCAGGUGGCUGCUGCGGACCGCGGUGUGCUUGAGAGCUACAGCCUCAAGCGGCGGCUGUACCUGGGCCCCACCUCAAUGGACGCCGAAAUCGCCUUCAUCAUGUGCAACCAGGCCAAGGUCAAGCGCGGGCAGCUGAUGCUGGACCCGUACGCGGGCACGGGAUCCAUACUGGUGGCGGCGGCGCACUACGGCGCAAAGGUCAUGGGCACGGACAUUGACAUCAAGGUGCUGCGGGAGGGCAAGCCGGGGCCGGGGGGGCCGGGCAGCGCCACGGAGCGUGUGUGUAUUGGAUCCAACUUCACGCAGUACGGCCUGCCCCAGCCCGUGGGCCUCAUCCGCCUGGACACGCACAAGCACCCGCUGCGACCCGACCUGCAGGAGGUCCUGCAUGCGGUCAUCGGCGACCCGCCCUACGGCGUCCGCGCCGGCGGCAAGAAGAGCGGCGCCAAGCCCGAGAUAGCGGACCGGCGCAACCCCAUCACCGACCCCUCCACGCACAUACCAGCCACGCAGCCCUACACGCUGGGCGAGUGCCUGCGCGACCUGCUGGACCUGUCGGCACGGCUGCUGGUGGUGGGCGGGCGGCUGGUGUACUUCCUGCCCGCCACGCCCGAGACCUACUGCGAGGAGGAGGUGCCCGGCCACCCGGCGCUGAGGCUGGUGGCCAACAGCGAACAAAUCCUGACCAUGCGCUACAGCCGCCGUCUGGUGACUAUGGAGAAGGUCCACCCCUACGACGCGGCCGCUGCCGCCGCCUACCACGCUGCCCGGCCUGACCCUACCAUGGCCAUCGACCGCCUGCACGACAUUGUGUACGAGCAGCUGGAUGAGGCGGCCAAGAAGGAGGCAGCAGAGGCGGCGCCACGGCGGCGGUGCCGUGGUAAGCAGUUCUAGUGGGGUUGGUGUUUUGUGUGUGUGGGGGGGGGGAAAGCAGGGCUGCUGCCGGUGGAAGGCGUGGUGGGGUGUGUAGGGCGGGUGGCCAAGGUGCUGCUUGCGGUUGUGGUGGUGCGGUGGUUGCUGCCAGGAAAGGAGUGCUGGUGCGCCGCUGCCAGCACCAGGCACCCAAGCAGAUAUGCGAAAUUGAUGUUUGGUGGGAGAGCGGGGAGGAGGAAAGGGGAGCUGAGUGAGUGGACAGACCAGGAAGGAUUGGGCCAAGCAGGCCUGUGUGCAUGUGAGCAGCUGAGCGGUGGGCAUACCAUACUACUGGUCACAUAAUGUUGGGUAAGGUACGGUAUGAUGGCACUACUGCCCCUGAUAGAGGGCGGGACACACCGCCAUUCAGCAUUUAGCGAGCGCCUGUACACUUCUGGAAGAGGGCAUAGGGAAAGGGGAAUAGAGCAGGGCAGUGUGUACAGUACUGUGCCUGUUGCUGUCUAAUGUGAUGGAUCAUGAGGGCAGCAAGCAGGUUCCUGUGGACCAAUCGGCGGUUACCGUCUGGAUGAGGUAACAUGUCUGCUGUGACCGCCUCCUGCUAACCGGCCUUCUAUGCGUGCUAGCGACUACAACGUCUCUUCAUGUCGCGAACAUUCAUGUUUGCGUUUCGACAGCACUCCGCUAACAAUGGAUGUGCAAUGGGACAGGUUUAGGCAGGUUGAUGAAGUCCCGUAGGGUGCAGCUGAUUCCCAGCUGCCCAGCAUAUGGCAAACCGUUUGCAACUGCAGUACAGGAGUGCACGGCUGGUCACAUGCCAGAGGUUACUGUAUCAACAAGUUG